CCACGUUGAAUCCCAGAUGCAGUGAAAGAAGUGAGCUCGCUUCGGAGACUAUUUCAAAAUCUCUAGCGGUCGACAGUAGUAAACAGUUUAAUGUUAGACUAAGUUCAUUUUAUUCAGUCGCCUUCUAAUGUCAAGACAAAGAGUAAAGGGCAAUGUUUGGUUAAAUGUCUGUUAGUGUUGACUCUGCAGCAUUUUGCGUUUGAAAACAAGGAUCUUCGUGGACGGAACAAGCACUAUCCGUGUGUUAAGUCCGACACCGCUGACAGAUGUACAAGCUGUGACAAAGUGAUUACUUCGUAGCUGAUAUCUCCGCGAACGAUCCGGGGAGGCCUGAGCGAUGAACAUCUCCUCCGUGACGCUCCUCCUGCUCGGCUCCCUCUGCCUCAGCCUGCCGGCCAGCUGGGGAGGACUGCAAGAGCCCGACUCCACCAUCCAAGACCCCCAGAGUAGACCCCAUCUAACUGGAUGUCUGUCUCGGGAGCAGGAGACCUUUAACUGCUGGUGGAGUGCUGGAAGCUUCCAGAACCUCACAGAGCCUGGUGCCCUCAGGCUCUUCUACACAAUGCAGAACCAGAGGGAAAGGAGCGAGUGUCCACAGUAUUCCUCCACCCGCCCGAACGAGUGCCACUUCAGCAGGAACUACACCCUUGUCUGGGUGACCUAUUAUGUGGAGCUGCGUUCCGUGGAGCAAAACAUCACAUACGACGAGAAAUGGUUCACCGUCGAAAACAUCGUCAAGCCCGACGCCCCCGUGAAUCUCAACUGGACCCUGCUGAACGUGAGCCGUUCUAGGCUCCACUUCGACAUCAUGGUGCGCUGGGAGCCUCCGCCCUCCGCGGCCGUAGACAUUGGCUGGAUGAGCCUCGUCUACCAGAUCCAGUACCGGCUGGUCAAUAUGUCACACUGGGACAUGCUCGAUCAGGACAGAGGCACCCACCAGCCCAUCUACGGCUUACAGACGGACAAGGCCUACGAGGUGCGCAUACGGUGCAAAAUGCGGGGCUACAAGGACUUCGGGGAGUAUAGCGACACCAUAACGGUGCGUGUCGCUGAGAUACCCAGUAAAGAUGCAUCCUUCCCCAUGACACUGGUGAUGGUGUUCGGUGUGGUUGGCAUGGUGAUCCUACUCAUGCUUAUCAUCUUCACUCAGCAGCAAAGGUUAAUGGUGAUUUUGCUGCCUCCUGUCCCAGCACCCAAAAUUAAAGGGAUUGACUCUGAACUAUUAAAGAAGGGCAAACUGGACGACCUGACCUCCAUCCUGAGCAGCCAACACAUGUACAAGACCGAGAUGUUCCUCGACGAGCCGUGGGUGGAGUUCAUCGAGCUGGACAUAGACGAGCCCGACAAGAAAGCCCACCCCUCGGACACACGGCACCUGCUGGCUGGCCUCCGCGGCUGCCUGGGCUCCUCCCAAGCCCUGAACCUCAAGGAUGACGACUCGGGACGCGCUAGCUGCUACGACCCAGAGCUGCCCAUGGACGCAGAGGCCCUGCUGAUGGCCGCCCUGCUGCCCCCCUCGGAGCAGGCAAAGGCAGGGGAGGGUGGUGGAGGAGACGGGCAAUCUCUGGUAGUGCCUCAUGCCAACAUCGCUGGCCUGGACGCCAGCUCCCAGCAGACCCAUCCACCCGUCCAGAACCAGGUCAACUGUGUCCCGAACUGGGCCAACAUGGACUUCUACGCCCAGGUCAGUGAGGUGACCCCUACGGGUGGGGUGGUGCUCUCUCCGGGCUCUCUCCUGUCACAGAGCGCGGCGCAAGAGAAGAAGAAGGAGGAGAGCGAGAAGGGCGGCAAGAAGAACGAGGAGGAAGAGAAUAAGACAAACGAGGAGACGCCGAAGUUCCAUCUGCUGGUGGUGAACCCAGACGGAGGCUACACCUCGGAGAGUGUUGCCAGGCACAUCAGCAGUGAAGCCUCACAGGGGAUACCGGGCUCUUACCAGGCCCCACCUCCACCACCAGCAGCACCUCCUCUGAAGGAGGAGGAACAGCCUGGAGAGUACCAGUGGGGUCCUGUGACAUUCCCAGCAACCCCAGCCAUGCCAGGGGACUACCAAAAUCCCUACCUGCUCCCUGAUGCCAACCCAGCAGUGCCACCCAUGGCCCCAGUGUCUGACUACACGGUGGUCCAGGACGUGGACGCUCAACACAGCCUCCUGCUCAACGCCUCCACUCCCCAGUCCCCACCAAACUCUGCCAAACACCUACCUGCCAUGCCUGUCAUGCCCAUGGGGUAUCUGAGUCCAGAGCUAUUGGGUAAAACAUGCCCUGAGCCCCUUGUGUAGGUGGGGGUGGGGGGGUGGCUCAGGUCAGAUCAGACUGGGUCACAGGCAGUCUAUUUCUACCUUAAUAUCGCUUAAAACCAAAGUCGCAUGGAUUGGUGGGACAGUGGCAAGGAAAGCUUGGAGAGUCGCCAGCAUGUCAUUAUGGGCCAUUAGCGAGUGUUGUCGAGAGUUCGAUGAAAGAGAGUUCGAUGAAUGUUCUGCUGAAUGGGAUAAGGUGGUGCUCAAGUUGUGGCUUGUCGGUAAACAUAUUUGACUAUCAAGUUUGACGCCUGGGAAAAUCGACACCCCUGUUCCAAAAAAAAGUGCAAGCUUGCAGACACAGUGUACACACCACAGAGGUACAUGUGGCAAAGUCCAGACGAACGGCAAACUUAGAAAUUGCCAAACGUGCCCUUUAGCAAACAAAAAAAACCCAAAAGGGUAUCUACGGUUUGCAUCAGUCAAGUGUCACUCAAAGCAAGUAACACGACUUCUCUGUGAAGAUCAGAUCAUAAAUGUGGAUUUCAAGCGCAUAUCCCAUAAAUAAUGAAAGAUAGCAGUUUCAAUCAGUCUGGUAAAAACAUUGAGAGUUGGCCAACACUAAUAACACCAAUCAUUAUGGGAGGAGUCUGUGAAAAUGCUCCACAUGGACUACUUAUAAGAACAGAAACAGGCCUAAUACAGGACCUGGUGAUUACAUCCAGUGUGUGUUAAAUAUUAAGCAAAUUAAGUUAUGGAGUUUGCAGAUAAUCAGCCAAAAACGAACACAUUUUCAUAAUUAAGCUAAUGGUUUGGCAAGAAGAUGGCUGGAUUGCAAUUGAAUGUGUGUACCCUGUUCACUAAUGUGCUAUGGGAAUUCAAAAUGCAAAAUAUAGUUUUCAACAUGUGAAAUACUUUCAUGUUCAGUAUUACCAUAUUGUCUAAAUGAUUGUUUUUAUAUACUGAAACCUUGUGUCUUAAUCCGAAAAGAAUGUUAUGGUAAUGCUAUCACCAGUGUGCAAACUGACAGUGGGGACUUUGUCACAGAGCAAGCACAAACAUAAUGUGUGUGGCUGCACUUUUGGACGAAAGGCAGGAGUGCAUGCUAACUAAGUCUGUUAUAGCAGUGGUAGCAAUGGGAUUCACGUAUGUAGUUAGUGUUUGAAAAUACAAAAUUAUUUUUUUGGAAACGUAUAUUACAGAAGAUUUAUUAGUGAAAACUAAAACGGUAGGGAUACAUUUUUAUAAUAAAAACCUCAACUGCUUUCCCCCCUUUUUUAGCAUAUGAAGCCAGUUUAUUUGUGAACAUAGACAUACAUAUUCCAACUACACAACAACGGUCAUUAGCGUGUCCUGGUAACCGUUGGAAAAAAAGUUGCUUUUUAAUGGCAAGUUUAGCAUGAACCUACACUGUAAUUGUACGGACGCUAACUGGAAGUUGUGACAAUGUGUUAUGUUUUACAUGUUUUAUUUGUCAUUUUUUAUUUACCUGUGUUUUAUAGACAUGAUACAAUUAUUGUGAGAUAAUUGCAAAAUGUAAAUGAAGCUUGUCUGUCAGCCAUAUUCUCGUCUGAUACAGUAACAUGAAGUUAAUCUGAACCGAGGAGGUCUGUGAGAUAUACAGAAGGGACAACCUUUUUUAAUAUCAUGAUUAUAUCUGUGGUUCAUUGAAAUGAAAUUACAAAUGCUAUACAUGUCAUGUGAUCCCAAGAACAUAUAACGGUGUGCUUUGUAGUGUAUUUGUAGAUGCAAGCUUCUAUGUUGGGAUUGUAAGUCAGGUUGGUUAUAUGAAGAUAUAUAUCCUGAAAAAAGUUUUCUUCUAUAGCCCUUGAAAACUGCAGACAGAUAGCUGACAAGGCAGAGGUUUGUUGUUACAUGUUUGUGAAGACAGUGUGUACACAUGAAAAAUAAGCUAGCAAGAAUAUAACAGUAGUGAACGGAUGUGAAAUGAGGCAAGGUACGAUUUUUGUGGGUUUACGUUCUAUGAAGGCUAUUAUCUUCAGUAUUCAAAAUAGAAAUUACAUGUAGAAUUAUUUUAUGGCUGUAAAUAUACAACACAAGCAUGAUGAGCAAUGUGCCAUGGUUAUGUACUUUUCAAACAAACUUGCCUUAUUGGUGUAUCAAUAGGCCAUCGAGCCUGAAUCGAAUUGCUGCUUAUACUGCUGAUGAAACCAGCAUGUCAAUGUCAAAACAGAUGUCUUAAUGAAUCACUAUUUCAUGCGUAGUCAAGCAUUAUUACUUGGGUAUGCAUUUGUUGUAUCUCUCUGUACUUCUGCUCACACACUCUUGCCUGUGUUUCUUGUCUAUGUUGUGUAGAUGCCUUUUUCUGUACAUAUAAAAUAUAUGAAGAAAAUCUAAA
Clupea harengus (Atlantic herring) is the source of this 4598-nucleotide messenger RNA. RefSeq names its product growth hormone receptor a (gene ghra). The record is from RefSeq and is a predicted model, not a curated record. Gene Ontology annotation, cellular component: external side of plasma membrane; membrane. Lineage: Eukaryota; Metazoa; Chordata; Actinopteri; Clupeiformes; Clupeidae. Gene Ontology annotation, biological process: cytokine-mediated signaling pathway. Gene Ontology annotation, molecular function: cytokine receptor activity; protein binding.